Messenger RNA from Pneumocystis murina B123, 687 nucleotides. RefSeq lists its product as hypothetical. The transcript is spliced from 4 exons. Gene Ontology annotation, cellular component: endoplasmic reticulum membrane; endoplasmic reticulum. NCBI's taxonomy places the organism in Eukaryota, Fungi, Ascomycota, Pneumocystomycetes, Pneumocystales, Pneumocystaceae. The coding region runs from base 1 to 687 and encodes 228 amino acids. The record is from RefSeq and is a predicted model, not a curated record. Gene Ontology annotation, biological process: 'de novo' protein folding.
AUGAAUACGCCUAUAUAUUUGUUGUUUAUUGCAUUAACUUUAUUUAUGGCAGGAUGCCAUUCAUAUGAAAGAGGGUUAGCAGGGACUUGGACGUCAAAAAGUAAAAGUGUGUUUACUGGUCCUGAAUUUUAUGAUCCUAUCCGAGACGUAAUGUUUCCUCCAAGAUUAACCGGUAUUUCAUAUAGUUUUACUGAUGAUGGAUAUUUUGAAGAGUCUCUUUAUCGAGUCUCUAGUAAUCCUACAGCUCCAGAAUGUUCUGUUGCUGUGAUGCAAUGGCAACAUGGAUUAUAUCAAAAACUUGACAAUGGUUCUCUUUUGCUAAAUCCCAUUCCCAGUGAUGGUCGUCAAAUAUUUUCUGAUCCUUGUGCUGGCUUAACCUCUCGAUAUACUCGAUUUAGUGUUAAAGAAUUAAUUAUCAAAUAUGAGGUUAUUCUUGACCCGUAUUAUAAAGAAUAUAAACUUUUAUUAUAUCAGUUUGAUGGGACUCCUGUGCAACCUUUAUAUUUCGUUCAUUUUCCUCCAAAAAUGCUUCCUACUGUAACGUUGACUCCUCUUUCUACCAGAAUCCUUCAAAAACGAUCUUUCGAAUCCCAUUUUUUUUCUUUUUUGACUUUUAACACGAAUUACAUUUGUUGGAUUGGUAUUUUAAUGAUCUUGUUAGGUACUUUUGGUUAUUAUAUAUUUUAA